AUGAAGUUUGGCCAGAACCUUGCUUGCCUAUCAAUACCAGAGUGGAAGGUCUACAACAUCGACUACAAUGACUUGAAAGCGUCUAUCCGCGGCAUCACGCAGAAGCAAGAGCCGGCCUCUCUCGUGAAUCUCCACGGCAAGUUCAUCGAGAACUUUGACUACGUGAACUUGUUCCUCUCGACCAAGACGGGCGAGCUUCAGCGAAAGCUACAGCUAUACAAGACAGACUUGGAGCUAGUUCUCCAGGCUGAUAUCGACGCUGCAGCCAAGUACCGCAAGCUUGUGCCCUUCCACUCCCAUGUCAUCAACGACGUCUCCGUGACCGUCAAGAAACUCACAAAGUACAUCUUGGUGCAGAAGAUCGCCUUGAAGAAGAUAUUCAAGAAACUCGCCAAGCACUACCCGGACCAGGCCAAGUCCUCCAAGUUCAUUGCAUCGCUUUCCCACUACCUCCAUGUCAACCCACGUUCCUUUGUCAACUUUGACUUGUCUCCGCUCACAUCCCAGCUAGCAGCACUUCUAGAGGACAUUGAGAGAGAGUCAAGAAGCAUCCAUUUGUCCAUGCAUCGCAAGUACACUUACGCCACACCUCAGGGCCAGCUCAAGAAGUCGGCCUCGUGCUCCUCCGUGGGCACCAAUGUUGCUUCAGCUGCUUCGGAAGAGUCUUCGUUGUAUGAAAACCUUCAUGUCGACUACAAUGUUGACCAACUCGCCAAGUUUGACCUUGUGAGCAAUCUCAAGAAGAACUUUGCUUUGCACUCCUUGCUUCCAAAGGACACUACUUCUAGAAAUGAUCUUGCCCUUUGCAUUGAUGUGGUUCUCAACCUCCAGAAACUCAAGGGCCCUUCCAAGAUGUCUGUGACGUACUUGACCCAGGGUUCAGAGGACCAGAACCCUUCGUACAUUGUCUCCCACGAGCACCAGAAGUCUUCUGUUCUCAUUGUCCACACCGGUGGCUUGAGGAAGUACUCCUAUUGCUGCCUCCCCAAUCUUGUUGCUGAGGCCCUCCUUCAGUAUAUGCUUUCAGAAGAUGACGCUACUCAAAUCAAGGCUGAAAAUCUCUUGACUGAGUAUCUCUCUUCGCAUGAGGUAACGGCUAUGACUAAGCUCACCAUUAACGCUUUGGUCUGGAAUAACUUGAGACCGUCUCUCAAGCUUGUGUUUGACAGAACGAGAUUCUUUUUGCAUAAAAACGCUAGUCAGCAUAAUGGCAUGCCUGGUCACGAAGGUGCCUCUGCUUCGGUUUCACCAUUGACCACCGGAAGCGAGUAUCUUCCUGAAACUUCUAAUGCCACCUCCACCGUUGACAAUAGAGACUAUGAAGACAGUUUCUACAUGCUCCUCGAUGAAAACAUCUUCACACUGGAUGAAAUCGAUUCUCGUAUCCUGUUUGACAUAGGCCACAUGGAUCCCUUCCCGUUCAACAAAUUCAGCAUUCACAGCAACGGCACCAAUUUGUACAAUUUCCAGGAGUCGCUUAAAACAACUAUCGAGGGCAAUCAGCUUGUCAACAAGUACAGAUCAAUCACCCUCAAGAAGUUGCCUGUCAAGGUGCAAAACCUUUUGCUCAACUCUUUGGUUCAUCCCUUCAAAGACUUCAACUUGUACGACUACAUGAGAUCGUGUUACUUCAAUUAUAUCCCUGAGGAGCAGAAUAAUCACUACCUGCAAAUCUUGAAUAUCAAUUUGUUCAAGAAUUACGAGAACGUGGAAUACGUUAACAAUCAGAAUGUCUUUGACGAGGGUCUCAUUCAAGACAAGUCUCGAGUCAUUCUCAGCCGACUGAAGUCAUGUACCUCUUUACAGAACACGCUAGAUCCUCAGGCUAGAGGUAGCGUUCUGCCCAAGCGAAGAAAUUCGAUUGAUAAGAACGUUAGCAGUGUCAGACUGUAUCAACUGUUUGAUCCCGACUAUGUCAAGCGUAUGAACGACUUAAGCGCACUUGAAAACAUUGGGGACGAUGAUGACGAGAAUUACUACUGGUACCUACAAUAUAGCAGUGACUUGGAUGAUUCGUUCCUUAAUAACGUUAUCUUGUCUUUUAUUAGGUCGAAGAUGAGACUCCUCAGAUCAUUCCGUGUUUUUAGAAGACUCUCCUAUUCGCACAAAGAGAAGGGUCUUCUAGACGCUGAGAAUGGAAGCGUCUUUAGAUACGAUUCGCUUGACGAGGAACCACUGUACUUGAACAACGAAAGCGAUUACCAAGUCCGUUUUGUGCAUGACUACGACACCAUACUAUCCUUCAUUUACUUCACCUUGUGUUUUACAUCGCUUUUCAUUUCUGGCAUUAAUUUUGGCAUUAUAUUUGGCAUUCUCAGACUUCAGCAGGAGGAGGUUCAAUUCAGUGAUGCCAAUAACAUGUUUGUUUUCAUUAUGCUCGUGUUUGGAUUCCUCUUUGCCCUUAUCUUCAGCAUGAUCAGCAUCAAUCUUAAUCUUCAAAGGCUCCGUCACCUGCCCGCGACCCAUCUGGGUAUCAUUUGGACUGGCUUCGUUGUGGUGACCGCGUCCAUCUUAUGGACCGUCAUCAUGAUUUUUACAUAG
Molecule: messenger RNA, 2541 nt
Organism: Candidozyma duobushaemuli
Lineage: Eukaryota; Fungi; Ascomycota; Pichiomycetes; Serinales; Metschnikowiaceae
Exons: 1
Coding region: 1-2541 (846 amino acids)
Source: RefSeq, a predicted model, not a curated record